Messenger RNA from Amoebophrya sp. A120, 1315 nucleotides. NCBI's taxonomy places the organism in Eukaryota, Dinophyceae, Syndiniales, Amoebophryaceae. The record is from the annotation of a GenBank genome assembly.
UUUCGCCAGUUUUCCGGGGCAUGUGUUCUCAAUUUGUGAUGACCAUGUUCCGAGUUCUGCGGAGUAUAGCCAUGUGGGUUAUCUGAAAGAGAGUAUGGUCGCUCUGCAGAGCUUGGAAAAGGUCGCCGCGACUUCCGGGGCGAUGAAGAAAGAAGGAAACGGAGAAGCAUCACCUGACGGCACAGCUCGAUCUACCAGCAGCGCUGCUAUGACCACCGAGAGGAUUACCAAGGCGCUGAAUGAUGGCUACAAUGCGGCUGGCCGCGGAAAAGGAAGCGCCCUGCUUUUUCGAAAUACGCAGUUUGUGUUUGCCGCGGAAUUUCUCGAGCGCAGGAACUUUCUCAAUCUAAAGAAGUAUCUGGAAAGAAGUACGGGGCUGUCGGCAGAUGGAGAUGAGCAAUCGAAAUCCUGGGCCUGGCAUGUGGCCUCCAGAAGGCAGGGCCAUCAGCUGAUGCAGAUCCGAGCAGACGAGCCAAGUCGCUGCGUGUACACAUGGAAACGGCUGCGAACGUCGGGUCGAGUAGUUCCUGUAAAAUUGAAGUGCGGUGGGGGACGAGAUGCUGUGCUUCCGGGACAUGGCGCUUCCUCGAAGGAUGUUGCCUUACAGCGCUUCACCCUUUUCGAUGCGCUCCAAUGGGUAUCCAACGCCCCUGAAUCGCGCCACUGUAAGAGGCGGAUGCUCAUAAGUCCGCAGUGUCGAAACUGCAUUGCAACCGAGGUUUCUCAUGUUGCCCGUUUGCACCGACAGCAGCACGGCCAGAAUCAAGUGGGGGAGGCGAUGGCCUUACUUAGGCAGCGUUCCUUUGAUAAUUUUUUCGACAGGAGCAGAAGAACAAGCGACGAGGACACCGCUACAAGUAUGAGCAUGUCUAGUAGAGAAAUGGACACUGUGGGUUCUGGUUCUGCUGCUCGUGAAGGGGAUUUUGGGCAGAACAAAAGAAGGGCAGCGACUAGGCAAUUAGCAACCGGGCUGGUAGAGCUGUUUGCCACGCUGGGUCAUCGUGUUAGAGGCACCAUGAAUUGCAUGGAAGCGUCAAAAGCCUUCCAUCUGUUCCGCGCGGAUGUGAGAAGCGAACAGAUCCGGAGACACAUGACUUUUGAGGCGCUAGCUGUGAAGCGCGAGGCGAUUGAUGCGAUCCUUUCCGCGGCCGAUACCGUUUAUAUUUUUUGCCAGCAGGAAAUGGAAAACGAAGAUAGCUCGAAACUGGUGGAGAUCCGAGCCGCCUUGCAAUCAGCAUUCGAAAAGGACUGGGAGCUGCUGCAAAGCAUUCCACCCUUUGAAGAUACAAGAUAGUACAGGUGAAGAGUAAAAGAG